Messenger RNA from Arabidopsis lyrata subsp. lyrata, 935 nucleotides. RefSeq names its product glutathione S-transferase U4. Lineage: Eukaryota; Viridiplantae; Streptophyta; Magnoliopsida; Brassicales; Brassicaceae. The transcript has 2 exons. Gene Ontology annotation, molecular function: glutathione transferase activity. Gene Ontology annotation, biological process: glutathione metabolic process. Gene Ontology annotation, cellular component: cytoplasm. Bases 123 to 797 code for a protein of 224 amino acids. The record is from RefSeq and is a predicted model, not a curated record.
AGAGAACAAAACCAUAUAUCUAUCUUCAUGAAUCGAUCAAACACUCACGAGAACAAAACCACAUAAACUAGUCAAAUUAAGGAACAAUAGAGGAGUUACAUUAAAAAAAAGUUAGAGGUCCAAUGGCGGAGAAAGAAGAGGAUGUGAAACUUCUAGGUUUUUGGGCAAGCCCUUUUAGUCGUAGAGUCGAGAUGGCUCUCAAGCUCAAAGGAGUGCCUUACGAGUACUUGGAGCAAGAUAUAGUAAACAAGAGCCCUUUGCUUCUCCAACUAAAUCCAGUUUACAAGAAGGUUCCAGUUCUUGUCCACAAAGGUAAAGUAUUAUCCGAGUCACAUGUGGUCCUCGAAUACAUCGACCAAAUAUGGAAAAACAAUCCAAUUCUUCCUCAAGAUCCUUACGAGAAAGCCAUGGCUCUAUUCUGGGCCAAGUUCGUUGAUGAACAGGUUGGACCAGUAGCCUUUAGGUAUGUGGCAAAAGCAGAGAAGGGAAUAGAGGUUGCAAUCAAGGAGGCUCAAGAACUCUUUAUGUUUCUUGAGAAGGAAGUCACUGGAAAAGAUUUCUUCGGUGGCGAAACAAUUGGAUUCUUGGACUUGGUCGCAGGAAGUAUGAUCCCGUUUUGUCUUGCUCGAGGUUGGGAAGGUAUGGGAAUUGAUAUGAUACCAGAGGAAAAGUUUCCAGAACUAAACCGAUGGAUCAAGAAUUUGAAAGAAAUUGAGAUCGUGCGAGAAUGUAUUCCUCCUAGAGAGAAACAAAUUGAGCACAUGAAGAAAGUUGUAGAAAGAAUCAAACCGGCCUAAGAGACAACAAUCAUACUUUUCAAUCGACAGAUCUUAACUAUAUGUUUGUAUAAUCUCGUUUUAUAAAAGUUGUAUGAACAAGUAGUGUUUUUACAAAAUUCUAAAUAUAAGUUAAUUAUGAUAAACAUUUUUAAUGUA